Messenger RNA from Beauveria bassiana ARSEF 2860, 1584 nucleotides. Its product is annotated as surface antigen. Gene Ontology annotation, biological process: protein insertion into mitochondrial outer membrane. Bases 1 to 1584 code for a protein of 527 amino acids. The transcript has 4 exons. The record is from RefSeq and is a predicted model, not a curated record. Lineage: Eukaryota; Fungi; Ascomycota; Sordariomycetes; Hypocreales; Cordycipitaceae. Gene Ontology annotation, cellular component: outer membrane; SAM complex.
AUGGCGAGCGGAAAUAACAGCUUCGGCUCCUCUGUCGGCGGCUUCGAUAAACUGCACGAAGGUGGCAUGGAUGUCUUGCGAGAUGCGAAAGCACGACCGGAAUCUCGUGAUGCCAACCAGGAGGCCAGAGAACGUAGAGUUGCACAACUAAUGCUCGACCAGACGGCGAUGCCUAUGACCGUCAACGAAGUUAACAUCCUCGGCGGCAAUAACAUUCGACGUCCUUUUCUCGAUCCAAUUGUUCAGCCAUUGCUGGCUGAUCAGCCGGGUGCCCCUUCUACAGUGGGAGAGGUGUUGGCAAAAUUAAAGGAGACCAGCGGGAAGCUGAGUGCGCUCCAAAUACUGCGAGAGCCCCCGGAGGUCUUCCUUCAGCAAUCCGACCCGACAGAUGCAUCCUCGAACCCGACUGAUGUUAAUGUCUCUCUGUCCCUCAAGGAGCUGCCCCGCUUCAAACUGCAGACGGGAACUGAUGUUGGCAAUGGCGAGGGCUCCGCGUACGGCUCCUUGCUGUGGCGCAACAUAUUUGGAGGCGCCGAGAUGCUGACGCUUAACGCGCGGUCCGGCACGCGAACGCGCUCCGCCUAUAGCGCCAACCUCGGCGCCCCGGUGCUGAGCAACCCCGACGUGCGCGUCUCGCUCGAAGCUCUCGCCUCGGCCUCGGAGAAGCCGUGGGCAUCGCACGAGGAGGUCCUCAAGGGCGGCUCGCUCCAGCUCUCUUGGAUCAACAGGCAGAGGGACAGCCAUACGCUCGAGUACUCAGGUUUGUGGCGGCAGGUUACGGGCCUCGGCCAGGGCGCGAGCGCGACGGUGCGGCAGGACGCGGGCGACUCGAUCAAGAGCGCACUCCGACAUACAUUUUACAGAGAGCGCCGCGAUAACCCGCAACUGCCACAGGAGGGCUACAUGGUUCGAUCAAAGUUUGAGCUCGCUGGUGUAGGACCUCUUGGAGGCGACGUUGCUUUUUCAAAGAGCGAGCUCGAGCUCGGCGGCGCCAUUCCCGUUCCCCUGCCCGGUUCAUCACAGAAGUCUGGCAUCUCCAUCGGCGGCGGUUUCCGCAUGGGCAUGCUGUGGCCUCUGCCCUUGGGCUUGGACCUAAAUGGCAAGGCGCAGCCCAGCCGUAUCAACGACCGCUUCCAGCUCGGAGGCCCCGCCGACGUGCGAGGAUUCCAGCUUGGCGGUCUAGGACCCCAUGAUGGCAAAGACGCGGUCGGCGGCGACCUGUUUGCUGCUGGCAGCGUCAACAUGCUCCUGCCUUUACCCUACAAGGGCCCCGAGUCUGGCCUGCGCUUCCAGGUCUUUGCCAACGGUGGCCGGCUGGUGGCUCUGAAGAGCGCGAGCAAAACCCAAGGCGGCGAGGGCGGCGCAGCUGCAGCUGGCCUGAGUGCCACGGCUGUCCGAGACGGCAUGAUUAAUGCCGUCGGGGACUUGCUGAAUGGGGCCCCGAGCGCCGCCGCCGGUGUCGGUCUCGUGUAUGCGCAUCCCGUUGCGCGGUUUGAGCUCAAUUUCAGCCUGCCUCUGGUGCUGCGCAGGGGUGAGGUCGGCACCAAGGGGCUGCAGUUGGGGGUCGGCAUCAACUUGAUGUAA